Messenger RNA from Drosophila mojavensis, 1141 nucleotides. RefSeq lists its product as uncharacterized. The coding region runs from base 157 to 645 and encodes 162 amino acids. The record is from RefSeq and is a predicted model, not a curated record. The transcript has 2 exons. NCBI's taxonomy places the organism in Eukaryota, Metazoa, Arthropoda, Insecta, Diptera, Drosophilidae.
AACCUGAUCUGUACGGCAGUUCAUGUAAGUGGAUAAAGUGAAUGGCAAACAAUAUAAUAAUAAUUUAAGGGGAAUUUCGGCCAAGUUAAGCCACUCUUCUACAAAUAUACUGUAUACAUAUUUUUAAGUGUGAUUUAACGAGCAUAUGUCGUAAUUAUGAUACCAAUGCAAUUAGUUUUGGGUAUCGGCUGCGUAAUUGUGGCUGCAGUCGCUGCAAUUUAUUUUAGUCAACCGGUGAAUCAACGACCUCACUCGAGUGGAGGAUGCAGAAUAGAUGAUAAUAACGAUCGCAGCUUCAAUAAUAGCAAAAAGCGAAAAUUUCGUGAAAACAAGCCUGGCGACAAGUGUCUUAUCUGCCAUGAAGAAAUGACCGAAGAGUCGAUGCAUAAAAUGCGUUGUGGUCAUGCGCUGUGCAAGCUUCCUUGCUUUCGUGAGUAUCGCGAAUGGCGUCGCAAUUGCCCAUAUUGCGAACAAAUCGUGAUACGCAUCGAUCAGCCUGGCGACGCUUGCUCGAUCUGUUGUGAGCCCAUGGAAGUGCAGAAUAUGGAGUACCUUCGCUGCGAGCAUGCGCUUCACACACUAUGCCUGCAGGAGUACAAGAAAAACAAUUAUAAGACUUGUCCCAUUUGCAUGCGUAACAUGUGAGCGCCUUAGUAUGCGUCUCGAGCUGAAUGCAUGCAGUGUAAACUAGAGCAAUAUGAAAUGCAGCUGAUAAUGGCACAAACAUAGUUAUAGAAUCUAUAAUAUAGAUAUAUAUGUAUAUACAUAUAUGAUAACCUUGUCCGCAUGAGCGUUUGUAGAAAUCAAAGCAAUUAUAUUGCAAUACAUGAUCAAUUGUUUUGAUUGCAAAACUAAUGUCCAUCUUAAUAAAUUAAUUUAAUAUACAGAAAUCUAUUAGAAUGCUAAAAUUUGAUAAAUUUGUAAACGAUUAGUAUGCUAGCAAUUAAUUAAGUGUUAAAGUGUCUACAUUGAUUCUACCGAUAGUGUCAUAUCAAUGGCUUGCGCGAGUAAUUCAAGCGUUAAUAAUAUAACAAUAACAUUUUAACACAUCCAUAUAAUAAUGGCAUUGAUGGCAGAUUAAUUUAAGUGCCUUCUUGUACUGUUCAGAAAAGUUUUAUUAAAAGCUUUCUCGAUUUGUAAA